Lolium rigidum is the source of this 807-nucleotide messenger RNA. RefSeq names its product expansin-B16-like. Gene Ontology annotation, cellular component: plasmodesma; extracellular region. The record is from RefSeq and is a predicted model, not a curated record. Lineage: Eukaryota; Viridiplantae; Streptophyta; Magnoliopsida; Poales; Poaceae. The transcript has 5 exons. Bases 1 to 807 code for a protein of 268 amino acids. Gene Ontology annotation, biological process: sexual reproduction.
AUGGCCGGCCGCGCUGCCUCUUCGAGCUCCUUUCUGCUCCUGGUUGCUCUCAUUUCUGCUGCGUUCCUCUUCAAUGUCGGCGACGCUGGAGCGGCGCACCAGGUGGUCGACCCGCAGUGGCAUCAGGCCACCGCGACCUGGUACGGCAGCGCGGAGGGCGACGGCAGCGACGGCGGCGCGUGCGGGUACGGGUCGCUGGUGGACGUGGCGCCGAUGAAGGCCCGGGUGGGCGCGGUGAGCCCGGUGCUGUUCAAGGCCGGCGAGGGGUGCGGCGCCUGCUACAAGGUGCGGUGCCUCGACCGCGGCGUCUGCUCGCGCCGCGCGGUGACCGUCAUCAUCACCGACGAGUGCCCCGGCGGGUACUGCGCCCAGGGCCGCACCCACUUCGACCUCAGCGGCGCCGCCUUCGGAAGGCUCGCCGUCGCCGGCCACGGCGGUCAGCUGCGCGACCGCGGCGAGAUCUCCGUGGUGUUCCGCAGGACGCCGUGCAAGUACCGGGGGAAGAACAUCGCCUUCCGCGUGGUGGAGGGCUCCACCAGCUUCUGGCUCUCGCUACUGGUGGAGUUUUUCGAGGAUGGCGACGGCGACAUUGGCUCCAUGCAGCUCAAGCAGGCGAACUCAGCGCAGUGGCAGGACAUGAAGCACAUAUGGGGUGCCACCUGGAGCCUCACACCAGGCCCACUCGUGGGACCGUUUUCUGUGAGAGUGACAACCCUGGCUACCAAGAAGACUCUCUCGGCCCAAGAUGUCAUCCCUAGGAACUGGAGUCCCAAGGCCACCUACACUUCUCGCCUCAACUUUGCGUAG